GAGGGCGAACGGGCGGUGCUGGCGCUCUUUAGCCGUCAGCCGCAGUUCCGAGCUAGCGGCGCGUUAGGUGGCGGAGGAUCAUGUGGGGGUAUCUGAUCGUUCUAGCGGCGCUCCUCUUUGCGCUCUACAAGGCUUGCGGCGGCGGCGGCGGACGGAGCCGCUCCCCGAACCCCUUCCCGGCGGAUUCCAGGCGGCCGCCCUCGCCUCUGGUGACCGACAAAGACGCGCGGAGCAGCGUUCUCAAGCGAGCAUUCUCCCGGGAGAAGGUUCCCGACCGCCUAGAUGCCAUCGUCAUCGGGAGUGGCUACGGAGGCCUGGCUGCAGCUGUGGUCCUCUCCAAAGCCGGGCGGCGUGUGCUGGUCCUGGAGCAGCAUGGGAAGGCGGGGGGCUGCUGCCACACUUUCAAUAAGAAGGGCUUUGAGUUUGACGUAGGUAUCCAUUAUGUUGGGCAGAUGGUGGAGAAUUCUUUUUCGCGUAUGAUUGUUGACCAGCUCACGGAUGGACAGCUCCAGUGGGCGAAGAUGGACUCUCCCUGCGAUGUGGUCAUUCUAGGCGAUCCUGAUAAUGGCAAGAAGUAUUACAUGUACAGUGGACUGAAGGAACAUGUUGAUGGCUUGAAGAAACAGUUUCCAGAUGAAACUGCUGCCAUUGACAGAUUUGUGAUGCUUGUAAAGAGAAUUGGCAGAGGAAGUAGCCACAUGACCCUCCUGAAAAUCCUCCCGCUGCCAUUGGUCAGGUUUCUGAAAUCUACUGGCUUGCUGGGCUUGAUCUCUCCAUUCUGUGGGAUGGUAUCCAAAAGUCUUUCAGAAGUCAUUUCCGGGCUCACGGCAAACGCGGAUUUGAAAGCAGUGUUCAGCUAUAUCUUUCCUACCUAUGGAGUGAUUCCCACACAGUCCAGCUUCCCUCUACAUGCACUCAUUUAUGAUCACUACUUGAAAGGUGGCUGGUAUCCUCAAGGGGGAGCCAGUGAAAUCGCCUUCCACUCCAUCCCCAUCAUUGAGCGGGCUGGAGGGGCUGUCCUUACCAAGGCACCUGUCCAGAGCAUUUUGGUGAAUUCCCAAGGGGAAGCCUGUGGUGUAAGUGUUAAGAAAGGGCAGGAUGUCAUGAAUAUCUUUGCUCCUGUCGUGAUUUCGGAUGCUGGGAUCUUCAACACCUACAAGCGGCUCUUGCCAGAGAACUUGCAAGCUUUGCCAGGCAUUCAGAGCCAGCUGUCCAUGGUGCGACAUGGCAUCGGAGGGUUCACUGUCUUCAUGGGACUCAGAGGCUCCAAGGAGGAGUUGGGACUGGAAGCCAAAAACUAUUACGUCUACCCACGGAACAACCUUGAUGAAGCGUUCAUAUCAUACAUGAAUUCAUCAAGAGAAACUGCUGCAAAAAUUAUUCCUUUUGCAUAUAUUAGCUCUCCGUCGGCGAAGGACCUCCUGUGGGAGAAGAAGUACCCAGGCAAGUCCACUCUGAUCAUCCUGACAGCCGCAAGAUAUGAAUGGUUUGAGGAAUGGAAGGAAGAGAGAGUCUCCAAGAGGGGGGAGGACUAUGACGAUCUUAAAAAUAGUUUCAUGGAGGCUCUGAUGGAAACCGUUUUUCAAAUUUAUCCUCAAGUAAAAGAUAAG
Gekko japonicus is the source of this 1610-nucleotide messenger RNA. RefSeq names its product retinol saturase (all-trans-retinol 13,14-reductase) (gene RETSAT). The annotation marks the transcript as partial. The record is from RefSeq and is a predicted model, not a curated record. The transcript is spliced from 9 exons. Lineage: Eukaryota; Metazoa; Chordata; Lepidosauria; Squamata; Gekkonidae.